This is a messenger RNA of Prorocentrum cordatum, 3144 nucleotides long. The record is from the annotation of a GenBank genome assembly. Lineage: Eukaryota; Dinophyceae; Prorocentrales; Prorocentraceae.
GGUUGCACAAGCCGGUUUUAGAAACUCUGGAACUCUAUUGCGUCAGGCGCCGAAUUUAGCUGCGAUGGAGCUCGUGACCCUGAUCCCACAUCGAUUGAGCUACGGCCCUGCUGGGAGUGCCGCCAGCGAUCAGGCUCGACUGGCGUUCGACGACAUCACAGCGCCCGAGUUCAGGCAAGGCUUCUACGAGGUUUGCCACUACCCCAGGAGUGCCCUCGGUGGCUGCGUUGGACCGCUGGCAAUCGACCAGACGCUGUGGUUCAGCCACGAACUCAACGAGCGGCUGAAGGAUGAGGGCAAGCUCGUCGUCGUCGAGUACAGGACCGAGGAUCGCCAGAACGUCGCCGUAGUCGUUGGCGCCUACCUCAUGCUCGGCCUCGCCAGUUCUGGAAGACCAAUUGCGAGUACGACGCGGCAUGGCUUGUGCCGGGUGCUGUCGUCGUCAUGGCAGAUCCGAUGACGACCAUCAAGGACCCGAACCAAAAAACGUGUCCCGCUUUCGGAGACGGCAGAUUGCAGGGCUCCGACGGCAAUUCGGAAACGUGCUCCCUGGACGAUCUCCGGCGAGAGUCCGUGUGCGCUUCCUGGCCCUCCAGUCCGAACGCCGCUUUCCUGGAGACGAAGGUCUUGGGUUUCACUCCAAAGACAGCCCCCAGCACCACUGAUGACCGGGACCCCGACGAGUUCCAGGACGGCCGGCGGGACUCUGCAUCGGUGCACACCGUGUGCAAGGUCUACGGCGCUGGGGACACUCUCGCCAGGAGCUGCGACCUGUGGCCAGGCGCCAGACCCUUUGUGGAUUUCCUGCGGGAGGAGGGCAUCAAGACGGUGGUGCGCGUCAACAUGUCGGACGAGCCGGGCUUGGCGGAGAUCGGAGGCAGCUACGACGCGGGGCUGCUAGCCGACGUCGGGAUCCAGCACGCGGACGUUCCCGUCAGCGACUCCAAGCACCCGAGCAGCAAGGGUGGUGUCCCCCCCCGCGCCACCAUCAAGCGCUUCUUCACGCUGACCAGGCACAUGACCGCCAAGGACGGCGGCGCUGUCCUCGUCCACUGCAAGGGCGGCUUCGGCAGGAGCGUGUUUCUGGCAUGCCUCCUCGUCAUUCACAAGUACAACGUCUCAGGCCGCGGUCUUCUCGGCUGGGCGCGCAUUGCCCGUCCAGGAGCCAUCACGACCCCAGAGCAGGAGUCCGUCCUGCGCUCUCUGUCUGGCCGAGCGGACCUGUGCAGGAGGUAUGGCAUCCCUUGCGAAGGCCCAGGCGACGCGUCGGCGGCGCAGGGCUGCUGCACGGUAAGCUGAGCUGGCGCGAGACGCUGGGCGCCGCAUGCUCUCGGCGUCAGAAUCAGUUGGGCGGCCAGCAGCGCGCCCGGCAGCGGCACGCCCAGAAUGCAAGAGCCCCGCCGCGUACGUGGCCGGGCUGCGCUCCGGCGCCGGGCGCCCCCCGGGCCCGCCUGCCCGGAGCCCGAAGGCUACUGGAGGUCCUGCUCGCGGCAUCCCUGUACCUGUGUGGCCCAUGCGGUCCCUGGUGCCCAAGCAAGCCAAGCCAUUUCGGCCCUCCCUUCGUCGCCGCCCUAUCACAAAGUUUCGGCAUCCGCGACAACUGUGGUUCAUAAUUCGGUGUCGGUCGUGCGUGUUCUCGCGACGCGCCUCCGGACAACCAUAAUGCACUUCCUUACCACCGGCUGGCAACGCGCGCUGCAUUUGCCCCCACAGUGACGCGGGCUCAUUUAAGUCAUUUGAGCUGGCUGCUGUCCAUACUGUGGUGCAACAGCGCACGGAGCUUGCCCGCGCUGGUGAGAGGAGCAGGUCGGCCCACGGUUCUCUUCUCUUCCUCUUCCUCUUCUCUUCCUCUUCUCUUCUCUUCUCUUCUCUUCUCUUCUCUUCUCUUCUCUUCUCUUCUCUUUUCUCCGUGACACUGUCGCAUGAGCCCCGAAGCGCAGCGGGCUUCGGAUUCCGCUGCGCUCAAUCUGAGCCAGACUGGAGCGCACUCUGUGCAGCCACUUCUGCCGCAGACAGAUGUGCAGCAACAGGCUAGUGCAGCGCAGUUGCUCAGAGGCGAUUUCGAAUUAUUGGUGGAGGUCUCGCGAGACCCAACAGACCGUCCAACCCCAGAUGUUGCGGGCUUCCUGUCCGCCUGGGCAACUUCAUAGUCGGCGACAGCUCAACUGAGUCUUCUUCUCUUCUCGUCCGCUCUCCGCCUGCGUCACUCCAUUGACCUGCUCAUCCCUGGUCCUCCUCCCCCUUCUGCAAGGAGAUUAUUGCCGCCGUCAGGCAGCCGCCAGGCUCCAAAGUGUGGAACACUGCGGAUCUGCGCUGCUCUGGCUGUCUCGACGUGCGGCGGCGCGCCUUGUCGUGGGGAUGCAGACAAUCCCAGGAUUCGAGUGGAAGAGGCAGGGCCAAGCGGCAGAAGAGAUCCAUGCACAGCGUGCGCUGCUUUGGCUCGACUAUCCUCCUGGUGCAAGGGCCGCCUCCUCCAAGAUGAGAGACGCGCUGGCAUCUGUGAGUCCUUCCCCCUCUCGAUCCCUCGUUCGAUCGCAAAGGCUGCGCGGCACGUUGUUGACGUCCCCUCUGGAGGCAGUUCUGUCCUUCGUUCUAGAGUGGCUAGGUAAGGAUCUGGGACUCUCUUGAGGACGCUCCGCCUCCUGGUGCAAGGACCGCUCCCAGGAUGGUGAGCUACGAGCGGAUGCGACGGCUGGGUGCGACGUCUCUACAACGUGGGAUCACGAAUGAAAUUUCGCAGUGGCCAUUGGCAUGUAGCUACGCCCUCUUCUGCGCGCCAAUCGGGACCGCCGUUUUCAGCCUGUGCCUUUCGCAGGUGCGUUGUUUUCCUUUGAUUUCCCAUCGCCGAGGCAAGACCCCCCCAUCCGCCCCUCUUCCGCAACGCCGAAUCAAGGAAGUGUAUUGGCAAAGCAACUUGCAGAAAGCUCGAGAAGGACCCGCCAUGAACGUGCCUCGAGCGUGGAUGCCCCGGAGCGCACUGCGAGGAGCCAGGGAGCAGUCUGCGCCAUCGCCGGGACCUCGGCCAAAAAGACCACCCGCGUCGAGGCUUGGCGUGUCCGAGGCCACCGCACACGCGAAUAAGAGAAUGCCGAGGCAGGGGGGAACCAACUGCCCAGAGGUCCUUAUCUAAACUUGUGAUGCUCC